This is a messenger RNA of Anopheles funestus (African malaria mosquito), 7440 nucleotides long. RefSeq names its product longitudinals lacking protein, isoforms F/I/K/T-like. The record is from RefSeq and is a predicted model, not a curated record. Gene Ontology annotation, molecular function: protein binding. Lineage: Eukaryota; Metazoa; Arthropoda; Insecta; Diptera; Culicidae. The transcript is spliced from 8 exons. Gene Ontology annotation, cellular component: nucleus. The coding region runs from base 451 to 3963 and encodes 1170 amino acids. Gene Ontology annotation, biological process: regulation of transcription by RNA polymerase II.
UUGGGCCUUUUGUAUGGAGUUGUCGGGCAGCAGGCUUUUAGUUGCCAUCGGCGCGUCCAUGAAAUCGUGUCGCUUGGUUCGUGGUUGCGGCCCCGAAAGCGGCGUGUGAAGUGCGGCGCACAUAUUUUGUAAAGAGAGCAAAAAAAAGGAAGAAGAAAAAAGCGAAACAAAAGCGCACAACUGUACCGACCCUCCACGGUAGAGUGUUGUGUGUUCGUGCGCGCAUUUGUGUGUGUGUGUUUAUAUGUGUAUUGCAAGCGAGAGCGAGAGUGCCAAACGAUAUUUGUAUAUUAGCAGCGCACAGUACCACCUCGUGUUUGAUGGAAGCGCACGCAGCCGACCAAGCGAUCGUAUGCGAUAUUUAACGUGUGAGAACCGACACGCAUAAACAAGACAAACAAAAUUAACACAGCAUAAAACACAGUCCACGGCUGAAAGAAGGCUCACACCAUGGACGAUGAUCAGCAGUUUUGUCUUCGAUGGAACAAUCACCAGAGUACGCUGAUCUCGGUGAUCGACACACUGCUGGAGAAUGGAACACUGGUCGAUUGUACAUUGGCGGCCGAAGGAAAAUUCCUGAAGGCACACAAAGUUGUUCUGUCGGCAUGCAGUCCCUACUUUGCGACCCUACUCUCCCAACAGUACGACAAACAUCCAAUCUUCAUACUCAAAGAUGUAAAAUUUCAAGAACUGCGCGCCAUGAUGGAUUACAUGUACCGUGGCGAAGUAAACAUCUCCCAGGAUCAGCUGGCUGCCCUGUUAAAGGCGGCCGAAUCGCUGCAGAUUAAGGGUCUGUCCGACAAUCGCAGUAGCUCGUCGGCCGGCACGGGCGGUGGUGCGCAAAAAGGUGACGCAACUGCCGUAAAAUCACUUCAGCCUCCCGUACCUGCUAGCAAGGCAUCUGGUCUGACGAUUGAGAACAAAAGGAGCUUGAAGUCGGAGUUGCACGAGUCCGAUAUGUCCGGUUCGCGGGAAGGAUCAUCUAGUCCCACGUCGCGAAAACGUAAAAAAGUUCGCAGACGGAGUGUAGAUACGAACAACUUACUAAUAGAUAAUCAUGACCAGCAUUCAAAUUCCUCAUCACAUUCAAUGCACACCGGCAGUGGAGCGAAUGUGGCUGCAUUAGCAGUCACCGGUACCACCGCCGCCAACGUCGCCGCAUCAUCUCUGUCCUCGUCGUCGUCCACGGCAGCCGCUGGUAGUAACAGCAGCGCUAACGUGCUGUCGGUUGCCGCCGUGGCCGCUGCCGCCGCACUCAAAAAGACUGAAACCGUUCAACAGGCUGCCGCGGAAACGCUGAAGCUACAGAAGCAGCAACAGCAGGCGGCCGCCGCUGCCGCUGCCGCCGCACAGUCCUCCGACGAUGAUGAACGAUGCGGUGGACCGGGCAGUGUUGCCACCGGUACGGAACACGACGAUGGAAACGAUCUUUCGGACAAUGAGCACGAUGGCGAUGGUGGUUCUUCGGUAAAGUCUGGCUCGCGGCAUCACCACCUGCGAGAUGGUAGCCGGCGCGGUAAAAUAUCCACCUCGUCGAUGGGCGAAAUGAUGAUCGAACCGAAAAGCGAAUACGAAGAUGUGCAGGAUGAGAAUGUGGAGGAUUUGACAAUGGACGAUGAAGAUUUAAUGGAUGAACUGGACCAGCCCGGACCGAGCCACGGUGGCGAUGUAUCUAGUCAAGGGUAUGCACAAUGGCCGAUGGAACGUGAGCAGAACGAAGCGUUUAUUGCCGCACAGGAUGCAGUCGGUGGACAACAUCGAGACGCACAAGGCAAACGCAAAGUCGUGAUACUGUCGUCGAAACGCCUGGCCGGUGGUUCAUUGAGUGAGGCUGGAAACGGUACAACUGGAAAUGUGACCGGUGCGAAAAAGAUCAAGACCAUUACGGUUACAACGUCGGAACCUGCACUGUUGGUAGAUGAGAGUGAUAUUCCUAUCAUUACCCACCAUGAAGAGAUGCGAUUACGGCAACCCGAAAGGGAACAGCAAAAUGAAAUGCUGGGGAAUAAUGUUUUGUGCGGUACGACGGCUUCCGGUACGUCAGCCGGUACAACCAUGACCAUAACGGCAACGCUGGCCGAACCGAGCGAUGGUGGUGGUGGUGCAACACCUGCAACACUUAUCACACACGCCACGCCGGUCGUAUUGAACGAUUGUUUGCUGGAGAGUAAAAACAUUGUCGUUACGAAAAAGGACAACAACUACAUUCUCUUUACGGCCGAUCCAGAUCCUUCGCCCGAACCACCGACCAGCAGUAGCACCGGUACGACAGUAAUGUUGCCUAUGCGUGGUGCGACCUUAGUCGCAACAGGUGGUGGAACUACGGCGGCUGGUAACACCACCACCGCAACCAUCAUCGAUGCAAUGCGGAUAGAGGAUCUGCUGAAAAAGGAAAAGAUUAUCAAACAGACGGAACUACAUCCGGACGGCACCACGGCGACGACGUACAUAUUCGAUGAGUGCGAUAUCUUGCCGAUCAAAACAACGUCCGGCACUAUUGCGAAAGGAAACGUUACACUAUCACCCGGCACAGUAGGUACGGCGUUGGUUGGCAAGCGUGUGUCAACCGGCAAUUCGUCGUCCCCGUCGGGCACCGUAGCAGGAGCAUCAAUCGUCAAUUCUGCCGGUACCAUUGUAACAACACCGGUUGCGAUCCACAAGCUGGAUGCUUCCCCCAGCGAGCUUAUUGUGCCGACCGUAAUGAAGAGUGAUGGCGGUGUACGAAAGCUAACGCCCCACAGUACGCUCGGUGCACCCGGUAAACCGUUGAGCCAUCCCCGCAUCAAGUAUUCGCGUGCGAAGAACCCUUACAGCACACCGGCUAAUGCUAGCAUCACGUCAACCACCAUAACGAUGCCGAUCUUGACGAUCCCAACCGUAACGCCAUCGCAUACUAACGCCGGUAGCAAUGCAACGGUACAGCUGCAGGAAGUGUCGCAGCAGUUAGUUCCAUCGACGACGACCACCACUACGGUGACCGGUACAGAGAGACAGCUUUUAAAUUUUUCCCUUUCUCGGAAACUGCAACCAUCGCAGCAACACGUCACGAUCACCGGUGCGGGAACACCUGGUUUGACGGCGAUCAAUGCUUCGGCCAUACAGCAGAUCCCAAUAGCAGCAAUAAGUGCUAGUGCGCGUGGCAGUUCUGUCACCACACGGUACACGGUUAAUGAGUAUGAAACGUCCGGAUCGAACACGUCCCAGAGUGCCGACUUUCCGCCGGGAAUGAUCGACGAUCUUGACUAUUCGGUGAUCGAGGAUAUUGAUUUAUCUGACGGCGUGACGGCGAAUUUUAGUAACGUUGUUGCAGCUGCUGCUGCCGCUGCUACCACACUGACGUCCUCCGGUCAGCAGCAGCAGCAACAGCAACAACAGCAACAGACGACGGGGACGACGGCUAUGGCUCUCGUUACCGGGAGCAAAAUGUCAUCGGACGUGGAUAACAAUGGAUCUCAAAGUGACGACGACGAUCAGGACCUGAUGGACGAGGGCGGUGAUGAUGGUAGUGGUGACCUCGGUCCGGAUGAUGACGAUGACGACGAACACAUCACAAAGUACAGUACUAAGAUGCUGAAGCUGAAGAAGGAUAGUGGCCAGCCGGGCGGAACAAAGUUGCUGAACGCUUCGGCAGGUGAUAGCAAAUUUGCGCUGCUAGCCAAUCCAAACAUUAUGCGUAACUUCGAGUACACGGUAAAUGAAUCGACGGUGGUAAGUGAUACGGACGAUGGGGAGGUACGCCAGUAUGUGUGCAGGCACUGUGGCAAACGGUACCGCUGGAAGUCAACAUUGCGGCGCCAUGAAAACGUCGAAUGUGGUGGCAAGGAAGCUUCCCAUCAGUGUCCGUACUGUAGCUACAAGGCUAAGCAGCGCGGCAAUCUUGGCGUGCACAUACGCAAACAUCAUGCCGAGAUGCCGCAGCUCGAAAGCCGCCGCAGAUCGAACAAAUCGCGCCAUUCGAUGUAACCGAUCAACUAAUGUUUCGUUUUGCGGUCUGCUCGUAUCUUUCCCCUCUUCUUUUAGCUAAGCCAUUUCCAGAUCUCUAUUACUUACCUUCGAUAAACAGAGACUACCCCCAGUGAAUUUUAGGAAUUGGUGCAUCAAUGCAUUGAUCUGUCUUGUUUUUGUGCGCCCAGACACAUUCUUUAAAUUAAUUCUUGCUUUCGUUUGGCACUGCAGCCGUUUGCGGUCUUGACAUUCUGAGUCUUAACGAGUUGAUUUGCGAUUUGGAGGACGGCUCGAUGCACGUUAGAGUUUAACCGAAAAGGGGCUAUUGAGAGCUGCCUAUUUGAAUUCGGUCGGGACAUCUUCAUUUAUUACUUUCAUCAUUUAAAAGUCAGACAACGAACAACAAUAUGGAAGGAAACAAAAUAGGUUUUUUAAAUUAUUCCUCCUCAUUUAUUUAGGAAGAAUUUUUCAUAUUCGAAUUUGUUGAUUGAGGAUUGUGCAUUCGCAUACAGACAAUUUUUGCUAGCAACGACGAGAGUUGGAUCCAUUCCAGAUAUGGUUUCCACGUCUGUGAUAUUUGAACCAAGCACUUCAUCAACUGACUGUUAAACAGGUUUCUGUGUGUUGAUGGGAAUGUUUUAAAUUUUCCAUCCUAUUCCACCUUUCGUCACUUGGAUAAAUGAAUGAAGUUCCGUCGAAGCUCAAUGUUUUGUUAAAAAUGUUGUAUCUCAACCGUACGCAGUCAUAGGCAAGCCGUAUUUGACGGUUUUGAUCAAUUUCUCAUAUGAUGCUGCCUAAUCGAAAUGGCUUAAUGUCAAGAUUUUAACCGAUACCGUGUGUUGUUAAGUCGAGCAUAUCAUUGCUCUUACCGAAAAAAUUUCCAUGUCUCCACGCAGUAAAUGCAUGGUUAUAUAAAACUGUUUGGUUUUGAAAAGAUGGGUUUUCAAGUAUAUUUGUGCUUUAUUUGUUUGUUUUUAAACAUUAUGACUCAACUGCUUACGUAUUUAACGCAAAAAAGAGGAAACAAUAGCAUACGAAAAUAUGGAACAUACAUUUUUAUCUCCUUUUUUGUUUCUGUCUCGACUGUCUCUGUUAGUUUUUUUUUGUUUAUCUAUUUAUAUAUUUCCGGCAUAUAUGUAUGCAUACGAUACCUAUCUGUGCCACCUUAUCAUUUAUGUUAGCUACAGCAGCACCUAGAAAAGUUAAGGAAAUUCCUUGAUGUUUACGUGUAAUACUUGAGAUUUUGCCAUCAUUAUAAAAAAGCGUUUUAAAGAAGAAAAAAAAAACGGCGGAGCCAAAUUAAGGCGACUGUUUCCGAGGUUGGUUUGUGGAUGCUCUUUUUGAAGGGAUAUUUUUUCUUUCUUUUCUCAAAAGAAGAGAGCGGUCAUAUUUCCGGUCAUAGUCGUGCUACAUUUAAACGAAAGUUUUCUUUUACGAUAAGUGAGUAGUGGUUUAAGGCAUAACAUAAUUUAAGUAUUUUACUGAUUGCUAUUAUCCAUAUGUUUGCUCUAUACGUAUAAACAAGUGUGUAUGUGUGAAUGUAGUGUGCGCUAAGUACUAAUGAACAGGAGGAACAUUACUAGUUUCCGAUUAUUGCGAUGCAAUUUUGUGUCACCAUUUUGCGUUUUCUGAGUAAUGUAAUGGCGGUCCCAUUUCUAGCUGCUCUCACAUUUCGCUUUCAAAGAAGUUCUCUUGCAUAAAAGUUUUUACUAAAGUGUAGUAUGUAAUCCAUAUUGAAUUGUAGCCCUACUCUAUAUGUACUUUUGCGUGUGUUGCAUUAACAGAAAAUCGUUUGAAUGCAUUUGAAUGAGUUGCUUUUUGUGAGCUAAGAAGAAUAACGGUCUUAAUUAUCGUUAUACGAUAACCGUACGUCACGAACAUAGACGAUCAUACAUCGGAGUUGCUUUUAUGUGUUUGUGUGAUUUCAACUUACACCGAUACUGCUGCAAUUUAAUGAUGAAGAUCGUACAACUAGUACACCACAACCUGCAUUUUAACAAGGAGGAAGUACACACAAUUAAAUAACAUAACUCUACAUAAAACUAUCGAAAGGUUUUUCGUUUUUCAUCAUUAGUAUUGCAUACUAUUGCCAUCUGCAUUUUAUCUUUAAUGUUUAAGUUGCAUUCAAUUACACAAACGAUUUGUCUCGCUUCCCCUUUUGCGCAAUACUGGUUUUGAUUGAUUUCAAAGUUAAUUUAUGAUAUACACAAUUAGCGACCGCGAGUAUAAUGAAUUGUGCAGCACUUGUGGUAAUUCAUACGUCAGUCAAACUUUAGAGCAGAAAGUAAUGCAACAAAGUAUUUGAGCUAUAAUUAAUGUGGAAACAUACAAAUUAGAUUCUAGUUCUGCUGAAGAGAGGUGUAACGGGCGAUGCUUAGCGGAUGUCAGAGAACAAAUAUUUACGACAUUUAGUGUACGCCAGUGUUAUAUACAAAAGAAGAAAAACAAAAUCAUCAUCCUUUAUCACACGACGGUGAAUAAAAAACAUACAUACAUAAAAUGUUAAAGAACGAUAUUUUGGCCGAAUGAAAAUUAUGAAUUGAAAAAGGGACAGGGAGGGACACAAACAAAAUGCACCAGUUAUUAAAUUAUGAAGUGAUGCAAAGAGAGAUGUACUAAAGGAAGUUGGAAUCAGUUGUUAGUUUCACACAAAAAAGCGCAUUAAAGUUAAGAAUUUUAUAGAUUGUCCCACUGUUUGCUCGUGUCCCAUAUACACACAGCUAAAAAUACGUGUGUUUGUAAGCGAACAGCAGAAACUUAUUUUGUGUAUAAAAUAAUUGUCGUGCGUACAUAUACAUUUUAUAUAUAUUAAAAAAAACACAUACACAGAAAACAAACAGCAAAACGAAGCCAAAAAUAUCGUCGAGUCGUGGCCAGCAAUGAAAUAUAUGGCACACGAACGUGGAAGAAUUGAAAACGUGCAAAUAGUUGUAAUAAACCUUAACAAAAAAAAGAACCCAGAAUAGAGCUAUUUUAAAACUCAUAACAUGUUAGAAAGGUAAUAACAUUAAUGGUAAAAUGGAGAAGAAAACACCGGUCAUAAUGAAAAAUUUAAACUGAUUUAGUUAAACACACACACGCUCACACAACCAUACACAAUACAUAUGAAAACAAAACAAAAAAAAACAUUAGGAGGAAAUACAAAAUACAUCUUGUAAUACUAUUCACCGGUACAUCCAACUACAACUCUAUUGUGAGUACAAAAAUGAAUGCAAAGUAGAUUAAAUAGAGAAGGCAAGAAGUAAUAUAAACACACAAGAAAAAAAAAACGGCAGCAACAUGAUUUGCUCUGUGUAUCGCAAUAGUACAGCAAAAAUCACACGAAGAAACGAAAUGGAACAAAUAUUUGCGUAAGGCUCCUAAAACACAUAAUAUGAAAAACAAAACAUAAAAACUGAAAAAUGAGUUAUCACAGAACAAAAGCCACCCGAUGGGGUGUGUGUGUGUUUUUUAUUGUAUUCAGUUUUUUAAUGUAAAAUCGCUUAUAAUAAUGUG